GGGGGAGAGGCGCGCGGGGCUGCGCUCGGUUAUUUGGUGAUGGAACCUCCUCCGCCGCCGCAGGUGCCGGUCCGAGUCUCGGCUGCCUCUUCUCCCGCGCUGGCCGUGGGGCAGCCCAGGGUUUUGAGUAGGCCGGAGCCGCCGGGCUCGGACUCGGGCUGGGAGCGGGUCCGGGAGCUCUUCCGGCGAGACGAGCUAAAUCAGUACCCUGAAGAAACGAUCAAUAUCAUCAAAGCAACGUUUUCCGGGGUUAUUGUCGGCAUAGUCUAUGGCGGGGUACCCGGUUUUAUAUACGCCAAGAGACGGUACAUUGAGCAGAGCCAAGGAGAGAUUUUCCACAAUCGCCUGGAUGCUGCGCAAUCUGCACAUCGUGCGGCAACCAGGGGCUUCAUCCGUUAUGGCUGGCGUUGGGGCUGGAGAGUUGCUGCCUUUGUGGCAAUAUUCAACACAGUGAGCACUGCUAUGUCUGCAUACCGGGAUAAAAAUGCCCUCAGUCACUUUGCCGUUGCAGGAGGUUGUACAGGAGCCUUGUUCAGAAUGCACAUGGGCUUGAGAGGUUUGGUUGGAGGGAGCCUUUUUGGGACGUUGUUGGGUGUACCUGCUGGAGCAUUACUGAUGGCAUUGCAAAAAUUUGCUGGUGAAACCGUGAUCGAGAGAAGAAAACGAGAGCAAUGGGAGCUGUAUGAACAGAAGCUGGCAGAAUGGAGGACCAGGCUCAGCAUCACUGAAAACAUCUCAAAGGAAAUGGAUGAUGUACUUCAGGAAGGAGCUUCUCCCAGAUCAUGACUGAAAACAAAUGUUCUUAGUAUUUCACACUGAAACUCUUAACAAGUGGUGUUAAAAGUUUUCCUUGUGGCCUGUUGCUCAGUACAAAAUGGACUCUCUUGAAGAGCUCCUAGGUUUGUCAGACAAACCAGGAACAUGGAAAGUUCAGCUUCAGGUGAUGACUAGCUGCUACCUCUUUAGCUGGGAGAGGAAUAAGCUUGAAUUACUUCUCUGGAUAGUGAAAGUACAAAAUUCAUUUGCGAUAUGCUAUAAGGGAUAACAUGGUUGUAUUCCGAAGGUCUCCAGGGUAAGUUGAUGGGCUGAACGGUGGAGUAAAUCUAAAAGAAUAAAGAAAAAUAAUUCUU
Messenger RNA from Lacerta agilis (Sand lizard), 1130 nucleotides. RefSeq names its product translocase of inner mitochondrial membrane domain containing 1 (gene TIMMDC1). Gene Ontology annotation, cellular component: mitochondrion. The record is from RefSeq and is a predicted model, not a curated record. Lineage: Eukaryota; Metazoa; Chordata; Lepidosauria; Squamata; Lacertidae. The transcript has 7 exons. Bases 40 to 786 code for a protein of 248 amino acids.